AUGGAAGAGGAGACAGCAGCUGCUCCCCAGAAAACUUCCCUGGGCCAGGAAGCUGCAUCUGGGCAGCCUGACAACCAGCUCAGCUCAAGCCUUCACACGCAUGUGGCCUUCAUGCGCCAGCAAGAGGCUCCACGGGCCCAGGAGAUACCAUCACAGUCCCGGGGCGCGCUCCCCGGCCUCGGACCCCGGCGGCGAGCCGCGCGGACCCCUGCCUGCCACCCGAGGGAGGCCCGGACCCCUAGCCGGCAGGACUGCGCGCCGCCCCUCCCCGUUGGUCCAGGCGAGCGCCUCGCUUCCCCUCCCCCCUUCCCGCCUCCCCGGCCCGUGUCCCCGCCUUCCCCGCGGGCGACGGGCGGCGGCGGCGGCGGUGGCGGGAGGAGCGGGCCGGGCCGAGGCAGCCCCGACCUUGCGCGCUGCGAUGUAGCGAACCAGCGAGGACCGAAGCUGCGCGCACAGCCGGAGACACAGCUGGAACCGGGGCCCCAGCCGAAGUCGAAACCUCAGUCAGAGUCCGUGGCGAGCGAGCCCGGAGCCGACGAGCCGAGUGCGCAGCGCAACCCGCGUGGGGCGUUUGUGAGGUCCAGCCGGUGGCGCGCAACUGAGCGCAUCCCGGGAAAGGCCAGGCGCCAUCGAGGCAGCACGAGGAGCUCGUUCCUGCGCCCAGCGCGCAGUCCCAGCUGCCGUCGCCAGGCGCUACCUUGCCUACCUGGUGAGCCCACCCCACGCUUCGGCCCCGGGCACCCCAAGAGGGCAGCAGCCCCGGGGACGCGAGUCCCAGCCCUGCGAAGGGCUAGCUCCCCACGCCCUUCGCAACCUUUCGUGGCGGCGCAGGUCGCUGGGGAACUCCAGGACACUGGGCAGCCGAAAGGGCCGCCCGCCGUCCCGGCUGCGCCCCGGAAUGGGGACCCCAGAACGAGCGAAAGCGCGGGCCCCUCUGCACGCCCGGGGACUGCAGCCGCAGCUUCGUGUCAAGAGGGUAUUUUUUCUAAACAAUACCGCUUCAUUCGUUCGUUCGUUGGUUCCUUCGGGCAGCUAUGCCGCAGAAAAGCAAAAGACAUCGGCCGGAGCCCCGGCUCUCUUCGCCGAGGACCCCGACGUUUCGCCGCCCGUGCUCGGAGGCGCCCCCAGCCCACGGCGGCCUGCCCUCGCCCGCACGGGUCGGGCUUUUCCUUACCCAGAGAGGAACCCCAAAUGCUCUUCGCAAAAUCCAAUAAAGACAUUCCCGCGGCUUCUCCGGGGUUUGAUUGUUGACGCAGGCUUCCCGGGCACACAGCCGCUUCUCUAGAACCGGGUCUCGGAAUUCUGAAAUUGA
Messenger RNA from Neofelis nebulosa (Clouded leopard), 1312 nucleotides. RefSeq names its product basic proline-rich protein-like. The record is from RefSeq and is a predicted model, not a curated record. Lineage: Eukaryota; Metazoa; Chordata; Mammalia; Carnivora; Felidae. The transcript is spliced from 4 exons. Bases 1 to 1251 code for a protein of 416 amino acids.